AUGGCCAUGGGGAAGAUCAUAUUCUACGAGGACCGCAGCUUCCAGGGGCGCUCCUACGAGACCAGCAACGACUGCUCCGAGCUCACCUCCUACCUGAGCAAGUGUAACUCCUGCAGGGUGGAGAGCGGCCUCUUCGUGGUCUACGAGAAGCCCAACUUCAUGGGCCAGCAGACGCUGGUGAGGAGGGGCGAGUACCCCGACAACCAGCGCCUGAUGGGAACGAGUGUGAGCGACUGCAUCAGGUCCAGUCGCACGGUCCCCAUGCACAGGGGACCCUUCAGAAUGAGGAUCUAUGAAAAGGAGAACUUCGGGGGCCAGAUGCACGAGCUGAUGGACGACUGCGACAACAUGGAGGAUCGUUUCCGUAUGUCCGAGUGCCAGUCGUGCAACGUGACGGACGGCCACUGGCUGAUGUUCGAGCAGCCCAACUACAGAGGCAAGAUGCUGUACCUGAGGCCCGGAGAGUACAGGAACCUCAGGGAGACGGGGAUGAGCAACAUGACGAGGUUCAGCUCCAUCAGGCGCAUCACGGACUCCUGUUAA
Molecule: messenger RNA, 543 nt
Organism: Cyclopterus lumpus (lumpfish)
Lineage: Eukaryota; Metazoa; Chordata; Actinopteri; Perciformes; Cyclopteridae
Product: gamma-crystallin M3-like
Exons: 3
Coding region: 1-543 (180 amino acids)
Biological process (GO): visual perception; lens development in camera-type eye
Molecular function (GO): structural constituent of eye lens
Source: RefSeq, a predicted model, not a curated record